UCAUCAUCAAAGAGUGCCUUUAGUUAUCUUAGUGUGUGGGACUGCCUGUGUUGGUAAAUCUACCAUUGCAACACAGCUUGCUCAGAGACUGAAUUUGCCAAAUGUCUUCUAGUUGUGAAAUAUCACAAUGAGCUAGAAUCUCAUGCAAAAUUUACUAUUAGUCCAGUCCUGUUUGGGCACGAGACUAUAGUUCAUCCGAGGAACUGAUUACAGAAUUUUGUAGAGAAUGCAGAAUUGUUCGUAAAGCUUGCUUUUUAUCAGGGGCCAAGUUUCUCUCUUGCUCUCAAAAACAAAAUGGUAAGCUUCAUGACGUACGUCAUUAUGUGUCCCUAAUACAUGUUCAUAUUUUUUAACAUUUUUGUCUAACCUUCCAACUUUUUAGUACAAACGUGGAGGUCACAUGCGUCGCGGUAUAGCUUCACAAAGAAGACCAGGCCCUUCCCCUUCCUCGUCCUCGUCCCCGUCCCUUUCCUCUUCCCUUACUCUUUCAUCUAACCCUCAACCAGUACAUGCUGAUGAUGGACACAAUGGCCCUUCCUCCGACCCUCAAAUGCGAACUGAAUUUACUUCAGUUCCAUUGCCUUCGGUUCCACCUUCUUCUUCAAUGCAACACUCAAAUGAUGAAGAAGAUAGCCGAUUCAUGAUAUCCCCAUUGGGAGAUUCGUAAGUACUUCAUUUUUUUAAGUAUAUGUAUAUUAUUUUAUUAUGGAUGUCAACCGAAUUGUCCGUAUGCUUCAUUAUCCAUAUCGUUAUAACCCGUUUGCAGAUUCACGGAUGCUACGUAUGCUGUGAGGAAACUUAAUAAAAUAAUCAAUAACUGUUGGAUGGGGCAAUAUAGUAGUUGGACCACCGCUCCAAAAGAAGUAAAGGAAUUAUGGUGGAAUGAGUUCAAGCGGAAGUUCAGGUGGGAUGAAGCGGAAGAGAAAGAAGUUAGAAGAAUUUUUAAGAAGAAAGCCGGUGAUCACAUGCGAAAUGUGAUGAAUAGAGCAAGGAGAAGUCAAGAAAAGCCGGAUUUUAUUACAGCUGAUAAUUGGGCGGAAAUUAAGAGAACUUGGGACACCGAAAAGUAUAAGCAAAUCAGUGAAAUAAAUAAGAAGAAUCGAGCUUCUAGUUCUAGUGAAGGGUCUGCCACAUAUGCUGAGGGCUCUAUCAACAUUGGGGAGCAUAGAAAAAGAAUGGCAGAUGAAUUGGGGACGGAACUGACAUUUAUAGCUAUAUUUGAACGCACAUUUGAGAAAAAAGAUAAGACAUGGACUGGCAAUUGAGCAAAAGCUAUUAAGGUAUGUAAGGUUAUAUUUUG
Molecule: messenger RNA, 1300 nt
Organism: Syzygium oleosum
Lineage: Eukaryota; Viridiplantae; Streptophyta; Magnoliopsida; Myrtales; Myrtaceae
Exons: 5
Coding region: 825-1265 (146 amino acids)
Source: RefSeq, a predicted model, not a curated record